AUGGAGCCAAAGGAGGGGGCCGGGCGUACGCUUGUGAAGCGGCACGCGUUUGGCAUCCGCCCCGACGUCUACGGCUGCCUGAGUUGGGUGGAGGAGGGGACGCUGCUGUACCCCGUCGGGAAGACGGUGGCGGUGCACAACCUCAACAGCAACACCCAGCGCUUUUUUGAGACCGGCGUGCACAGCAGCGGCCUGACCGCGCUGGCGGUGAGCGCCAACAAGAAGUUCAUCGCCAUCGCCGAGGGCGGGCUGACGCCGCAGAUCCAAAUCAUCGACUCGGUCCCGCGGAAGCGGCGCAAGACGCUGAGCGUGCAGGACUUGGGGAGCGACCGCUUCGUGGCGAUGGACUUUAGCGUGGACGGGCGGCACCUGGCGACGCAGGGGGGUGGACCGCAGUGGAAGCUCUUCUACUGGAACUGGGAGCGCUCCAAGCCGCUCGCCUCCACCUCCGUGGUCGCCGACUUCAAGCUGGGCGACAGCCACGACUCCGUCCUGCAGGACUCGCACACGAGGGAGCUGCACGGGGCGGCGGCGGCCGCCCCUCCGCCCGUUUCAUGCGUGACGAUUUGCCCGCAGGACCCACUCCUGAUCGCGGUCUCAGGGCUGGGGACGAUGCGCUUCUACCGCUACGUGGACGGGGUGCUGCAGACGCAGCCCUCCAUCGGCUACGACCUCGAACACGCGUCGAACUUCCUGACGCACGCGUGGGUCACGGGCGACCGUCUCGUGGCCUCCACGCAGACUGGGGAGCUGAUGGUUGUUGAGCGCGGCGUGUACAGGCGCCUGCUGCCCGUGCCCCCCUCCACGCGGGCCCAGCUGACGAACCCGACGGUGCUGUCGCUUGUCCCCAGCAAGGCGGGGUUUAUCGCCGGCAGCGACCAAGGCACCGUCGCCAUUUACCAAAAUUGCGGCGGGACAGACUGCGAGUACGCCAUUCUCUACAAUGUGCCGGUGCCGACGGAGGAGGAGAUGCACAGCAAGGCAGAUACCGAUAAUAACAAGGACUCCCUGCCGCCCCUGACGACCGCGGCGGCGGCGGCGGCGGCUCCUGCUGCUGCUGCUGCUGCAGCGGUGGCGGCGGCGGCCGACGCCGGUUCUCCGCGGUCGUCGACGGCAAAAGGCCACAAACCCCUCUUUCAGGUGAACACGGGGGUGACGCAAAUAGUUGCCGCCUCCCCGGCGAGGGAGGCGCGCCCCAAGACGGAGCUGCAAGAGGCGGCACGCAUAGAUCCGCGCCGGGAAAACAGCGUGGUGCGUCUGUCGCUGGACCAACUGGAGGAGACCAUGGCAUUAGUGACGCACUCAGGUCAAAUUCUUGCCUUUAACUUUUCCCAGCCGUGGGGGAAACGCUCGAGCCAGGAACCCCCGACGUUGUUGCCUAUUUGUCAGUCGUUUCACGUGGGUGGCAUUGUCGGCGUGGACUGCAGCGUGCGACGACCGUUUUUGGUGACCUCCGGCGUAGACAAGAGCGUGCGCAUCUGGAACACCAGUACGCAUCGACUAGAGAUGUGCCAGUACUUCUCCACCUCCCCAGGCCCUGUGAGCAUUCACCCCAACGGACUCUACGUGGUGGUCUGCUUCCCGGACAAGGUUCGCGUGAUGAGUGUCCUCUGGAACUGCCUCCACGAGCACCGCGUGCUGAACCUUCGCAACGUGUCCGACGUGAAGUUUUCCGUGGGGGGAAAGUACUUUGCCUUGGCGCACGGCAACCUGAUCCACCUGUACAACGCACUGACGUGCGACGCCCAUGGACAGCUGCGGGGUCACCCGCAAAAGAUCAGCGGCUUUCAGUGGGCCGCCACCUCCCCGUACCCCACAGACAACGGCCUCGUCUCCUGCUCCCUCGACGGACUCAUCAUCAACUGGAGCGUGAGUGAGAUGCGCAAGGACGGCGAGCACCCCGACAAACGCUACCAAUACCAAGUUAUUGCGGCCGAUGAUAAGACCCUGUGGGCGGUGGGCGACCCGGCCUCCUCGGCGGCGGAGAUACAGUGCAAAUCGAUGCUGCGGGAGAUUGACCGCUUCGGCUCCACGGAGGCCCCCAACGCGGCAAAUGCGACGGACUACGAGUUCCGCGAGAACGCACUCACAACGCUUCUAGUUUCGCCAAAGCAGCGACUGCUGUUCGGCGGCAUGGAUGACGGCUCCAUUAAGUUUAUGAACUUCCCGCUGCAGUUUGGGGUGCAGGAGGUGCCCAUCGUGGCGCACAUCGGCAAAGUCACCCGCAUGGCGCUCUCCUACGACGAGAGCACCAUCUACUCCGUCAGCGAUGAUGGGACGUUGUUUGUCAUUGACGUGCGGGAGGACGGCCGCCCCCCGCAGCGGGACACGGGCUACUACGGCGACGAGGUCCUCGUGCUGGCCUCCGACGUGGAGGACCGCCAGAUCACCAUUGAGAGCCUCACACACACCGCAGCGAAACUCAGGACGGAGAUCGAGGGCGAGGAGAAGCGGCGCAGCCACGAGCAAAAUACGCGGCUGCGAGAGCGGGCGGAGGAGUUCAAGAAUGAAGUGGCCGUCCUCGAGGCGGAGUACGCCGCGCUGUGGAACACCAAGGCGGAGCAGGAGCGCUCCUUCGUCGCGGUGCGGCUCGAGAAGGAGGCGGAGGCCGCCCCGCUGCUGGAGGAGCUCGAGCGGGCAGGGCAGGCGGAGGUGCAGCGGCUGGAGGACGAGUGCACGGAGCUGCAGCACCGGCUGGACGGAAGCAAGAGCAAGUUCGCCCAGGAGGUGAUGGAGCUGGAGGCGCAGAUGGAGCGGGAGCGGCGCGAGGACGAGGAGCGCUUCAACGACGUCGUCGCAAAGCGCAAGGAGGGUCUGCAGAAACUGAAACGCCAGGUGCAACGUGCGAAGGAGACAAACGUGGAGUCGCGGCGGCGCCUCGAGCUCGACACGGAUGCGGAGCUGGAGGGCAUUCGGGAUCGCAACCGGCGCGAUCUUGAGGCCAUUCGCGAGCAGUACCUGCGCAUGAAGGGGGAGAGCGCCAUCAUGCGCAAGAACGCCCUGCGCAUGGAGAAGGAGGCGGAGGUGCACAACAACGAGCUGAGUGUGCUAGAGAGCGCCAAGACGGCGCUGAUGGCGCAGCUGGGGGAGCUGAAUCAGCACAUGGCGCAGCUGCACCAGGACAUCGAGGAGCGCGACGCCGUCAUUGGCGAGAAGGAGAAGCGGAUUUACGACCUGAAGAAGCAGAACCAGGAGCUCGAAAAGCACAAGUUUGUCCUUGACUACCGCAUUCGCCAGCUCAAGUCACAAAUGGAGCCGCGGCAGCGGGAGAUUGCGCGGGAGCACCAGCGCAUAAGCGAGAAGAACGUAGAGCUGGAGAGCCUGCACCAAAACAACAUCACCCUGCGGCAGAGCAUCGAGGGGCUAAAGGCAGAUCUCGCACAGCAGCAGCAGCAGAUAAAACAGGCGCUGAACCACAUGAAGGACUUUGAGACGUACAAGAGCCGCGUCAAGACGGACGUCGGCGAGCUUGCACCGGCCAUGCAGGACCCCGCGCGGCUGCGGGACGUCGUGGAGCGCUUGUACCAGCGGUACGUCGUCGGCCGCGAUGGCCACCGCACCGCGCAGGUGGAUCCGGAGAUUAAGGGGGAGUUUAAGUCGCAGCUGGAGUACCUGAGCACCUCCGUAGAGGCCCUGCGGCGCAAGUGCAAGGCGGACCAGGAGCAGCACCGUACGGAGGUCUCGACGAUGAUGGUGGAGAACCUCGCGCUAAUCCGCGAGAUUCACGAACUGCGUGCGGAGCUCGUGGACCUGCGCAACCUCUCCGUGGCGGCCGCGGACGAGGCAAAGCGGCGUGCCCGGCCAGAUCAGUCCAAGAAGGGGGCCAACUCCUCCUCCCGCCUUAAUGCCGCCUCUAGCAGCCUGCUCGCAUCGAAGAAACGACUGGAGCUGCCUAAGGAGCUGGAUGAAAACCGCACCGAGAUUCGGCAGCUGCGGGCUUUUGUGGAGUCUGCGCAGCAGGCGCUGGCGGCAGCCCGUCGCACGCCAGUCUCCUGCACGUUUCCGCCCAUCACACAACAGUAG
Molecule: messenger RNA, 4023 nt
Organism: Trypanosoma conorhini
Lineage: Eukaryota; Euglenozoa; Kinetoplastea; Trypanosomatida; Trypanosomatidae
Product: WD repeat domain 65
Exons: 1
Coding region: 1-4023 (1340 amino acids)
Molecular function (GO): protein binding
Source: RefSeq, a predicted model, not a curated record